CAGCACUGCGCACGUAGCGAUGUCCCGAUUGCAGUGGUUGGUGUGUAUCUCGUCCCUGGCGUCCCUGGCCAGUUGCACGGUCAACUUCACGACAGUCUUCACCCACGGCGAGGGCGGCUGGCCGUGUAUCCGCAUUCCCUCCAUAACCCUGUGCAGGGGGACCUUGCACGCCUUCGCCGAAUGCAGGAACAGGACGGGAGACGGCUGCAUGCCUACCACCAAGAGCCACACGACUGCAGACAAACCAGCGAGUGUUACUGCGGGGGUCUGCUACAAGAGCUCUAGCGACGAUGGUGCUACGUGGAGCGAGAUAAAACAGGUUGUGGCCGGGGCAACCCAACCAACCGUUGCUUGCAUUACAGACAAUCACCUCCUCCUACAAUGCAACUAUGACCUGGUGUGGUACUCGGAUGAUGCCGGGCAGACGUACACUGUUUCGGAGACGGUGCUACCCAAGAUGGACGAGGCUCAGUUGGUGGAACUGAGCGACGGACGUAUCAUGGCUAACAUGAGAAACAAUCACCUCAACUCAUGCGACUGCAGAGCUGUUGCUAUUAGCAGCGACGGUGGAAAGACCUUCGGUAACAUCACCUACGACUCAACUCUGAUCUCCCCAGUAAUACAAUCAUUGCGCUGA
Geodia barretti is the source of this 637-nucleotide messenger RNA. Lineage: Eukaryota; Metazoa; Porifera; Demospongiae; Tetractinellida; Geodiidae. The record is from the annotation of a GenBank genome assembly.